Laetiporus sulphureus 93-53 is the source of this 480-nucleotide messenger RNA. RefSeq lists its product as uncharacterized. NCBI's taxonomy places the organism in Eukaryota, Fungi, Basidiomycota, Agaricomycetes, Polyporales, Laetiporaceae. The transcript has a single exon. The record is from RefSeq and is a predicted model, not a curated record. The annotation marks the transcript as partial.
CCAGCUCCACUUACUGACAUGUUCUCACAUCUGGCAUCGACAUUUGCUGCACAUCUCAUUUCAUCUUCCUCGAUUAAGGCUUCCACUCCCAUUCCUGCACUCAAUACAUUCAUGAUUUCACCCGCAAAGAAACACCACCAAGAACUUCUUGAUUCCUCCCCUCAAACAAAACACGAGAAGGAGCUGCAGGAUGCGCUUCAUGAAGCAACAGUCCAUGAAGCAUGUUACAAGAGUCUAUUGAGGGGCCAGCAGGCAGCAAUGAUCCUUCAGUUUGGAUAUUGCAUGCGUGUAAAAUGCCAACUUGCUACUCGUGAGGAGAAGGAGCAGUUAGAGAAGCAGAAGGGAAAAGGGAAGAUUGUCAGUGAUGGACUUCCUCGAAUGCUCACUGAUGAUGCCUUUGUCGAGAUUGUGGCUGAACAUGAGCGGAAGCAGGAAGCCACUGAGCAUUCCAAGGAACAGAGAAAGACAUUGCGUGAACAG